AUGAUUGUUGGAGAUUCUAAUAAUAGUACAGUUAAGCUCAAAGGUAUGAUAGAUUUAAUUCCAGAGUAUUAAAUAACAUACUAAAGAUCUUUCAAGAACAAACUUCGAUAAUCGAAUAAAGACAUUUUUCAAAUCAAUUAAGAGCUUUCGCAUUCAAUUAGCUUUCAGCAAAAUAAUCUAUCUGAUCAUACAUUAAUAAUUUGUUAAUUAAAUUUGAAAAAAAACCUAAAAAGUAAAAAGUAAUAUAAUUUCAUAAUAAACAAGGAGUAAAUUUAUCUAUUAAAUUUGAAUUGUUCUCACAGUGAGAACUUCAGAGAAUUUAUCUAGAAAAUUCAGGAAAAUCAAAAGAGAUUCUAAAUCUAUAGAAGGAAAAGGUAAGGUCUAGAAUCAAUUAUACAUAGAACUUCUUAAGAUUUUUUGAACAUAUUCUAAUUAAUUAAUAGCAAUAUCAGAACUAAGUAAAAUAAGAUACCCAUAAACUAAUUAAAAAGCUAAUUAUAGUUAAUCCAAAUAAAAGGGAUGGUGAAAUCAUGA
This is a messenger RNA of Paramecium pentaurelia, 534 nucleotides long. NCBI's taxonomy places the organism in Eukaryota, Ciliophora, Oligohymenophorea, Peniculida, Parameciidae. The record is from the annotation of a GenBank genome assembly.